AUGGUCUUAUUAAAUAAUGAAGUGUUUCUAAAUGAGCUCACUAAGCUGUUCCAGAAUGCAAGAACGACAGGAUCAGUAACAGUGACAAUGAAAAGAUACGAUGGUCGUAAAACACCGAAUCCUAAGGGUGGUUUAGCUAUUCCAAAUCCUGAGUACAAAUGUUUAAUGAGGGCACAGUGUCAUAGUAAAAAAAUAUCAACAGUUAUUGAACAGAAAGAUGUAGAAACAUUUACAAAUGCAUACUCUAAUUUAUUAAAAACUAGUAUCAAUGGCUUAAAAAGGUUGAAGAAACCAAAAAAGAAGGCAAUGGCAGCUCAAUAA
This is a messenger RNA of Pieris macdunnoughi, 321 nucleotides long. Lineage: Eukaryota; Metazoa; Arthropoda; Insecta; Lepidoptera; Pieridae. The record is from the annotation of a GenBank genome assembly.